Astyanax mexicanus (Mexican tetra) is the source of this 1134-nucleotide messenger RNA. RefSeq names its product C-type lectin domain family 4 member F-like. Bases 244 to 1134 code for a protein of 296 amino acids. NCBI's taxonomy places the organism in Eukaryota, Metazoa, Chordata, Actinopteri, Characiformes, Acestrorhamphidae. The record is from RefSeq and is a predicted model, not a curated record. Gene Ontology annotation, molecular function: transmembrane signaling receptor activity. The transcript has 4 exons. Gene Ontology annotation, cellular component: plasma membrane.
GGGCCCACGGACAUCGAGAGUGUACAGGGCCCAGAAUUUGCUGCUACGACCCUGUUUCCAAUGCUGAACAUUUUAAAAUAAUGGAAAACCCCUGAAUUUAAGGUGUGUCCUAACUUUUGGGUGGGAUGUCUGCCAAUACAAGAGCUUAAAGCACAGCACAGCACAGGAAGCACAGUGUGUGUUGUACUUCCAGCUUAGGUAACCUUCACAAUUGCCACUUCCACUACUGGCAGUAUUGUUUUUAUGCCCUGUGGCGAAGGACUAUUGGUCACAGACAGACGGAUAGACAAACAGGCAGACAGAGAGACAGAGUUUCUAGAACUCGUUUCUAGAACAGACAUGUCUGAGAACAUUUACAGCAAUGAGAUGAGCAUCGAGGAGCUGAACAGAGGAGAUAAAGUGGAGAGGGUGGUGGAGAUCUACGAGAGCACAGACACUAUUAGAUACCAUGACCACAACACAGAGGUGAAGGGUGGCGAACCAGAGGAAACCAAACUAAGAAGGAAGCAGCAAACAGAACAGGGAGGAGAUACCCAUUUAGUAGAGAACAGACGCUACAGACUGGCUGCAGUGGGUCUUGGUUUGGUUCUGCUGUGUGUUCUCCUGCUAACGGCCAUCAUACUGCUGUGCAUUAAGCUCAACAACCUGACUGGAGAGAGAAACCAGUUACAGACCAGUUACACCAACCUGACUGCAGAGAGAGACCAGUUACAGACCAGUUACACCAACCUGACUGCAGAGAGAGACCAGUUACAGACCAGUAACACCAACCUGACUGCAGAAAGAGACCAGUUACAGACCAGUAACACCAACCUGACUGCAGAAAGAGACCAGUUACAGACCAGUAACACCAACCUGACUGCAGAAAGAGACCAGUUACAGACCAGUAACACCAACCUGACUGCAGAGAGAGACCAAUACAAGAAGCAGCUUUCAGAAACUGUUCACCUCAGCCAGCAGGGAUGGAGGAUCUUCAACACUAGUCUUUACUACGUCUCUACUGAGAAGAAGAGCUGGACUGAGAGCAGAAACGACUGCAGAGAGAGAGGAUCAGACCUGCUGAUCAUCAACAGCAGAGAAGGUUCUGGAGACCUGGAGAACCCAACAGUUAUGGAGAUGAGGACUGUGCUAUAA